AUGCUAGAUUUCGAACUCGUCGGGAAACAGAAGGUUAUUAAUUUUUCUUACGAUCCCCCUGUAACUUCUUUGAAGGCUCCUUCUUCUAUUGACUGCCCCCCUUCCCUCUCUCAAAUAAUCUGUCCACCAACCCUAGCAGCGAAUAGCUCUUCAUCAAUACUCCCUACACUACGCACUGCACACUCUCUCUUAGUACCCAUUAUGUGGUUGUCGGAUGUGCAAAAGUUUGGAGUUGGGUUUUGCGCUGGAGGAAUUUUUUUCUUUCUCUUCGGCAUCAUGAUGUUCUUUGACCGAGCGAUGUUGGCAAUGGGUAACAUCCUCUUCGUUGUCGGCAUAUCCUUAUUCAUGGGCCCAAAAAAGACAUUUUCUUUCUUCGCGCGUAAGGAAAAGUUCCGUGGGACAGCAUGUUUCUUGCUGGGUGUUGGAUUGAUAUUGGCAAAGUACCCACUCAUCGGGUUUUGCAUUGAACUUUACGGCAUCUUGAACUUGUUUGGCGAUUUCUUUGGGGUUAUAAUUGGGUUUUUAGGGUCCGUGCCUGUGAUUGGGCCCUAUUUGGAGGGACCAUUACGAAGGGUUACUGGCGCUACACAACAGCUACCCGUCUAAGAAACCGGCGUUACUAGCUUCUCUUUCCUCUUAUGGCGUUUAUGGAAGGGGUGGUCUUCGUUCGGGUAAUCAGAGCUGUGUAUCUUUGACGGUAUAUAUAUCAUGUUGGCGAGCGCGUGGCUUAGAGGUUCGGGUUUAUGCAUGCAGGCAGAAUUUAAUGUUUAAUAGAGCCCCGAGGGCCAGUCGACCGGAAGUAGUGACACAGUUUUCGUGUGGGCCUCCGGGCAAUGAAGAGCAGCACAGGGACGGGUAGGACAGGCAGAAAGAAACACAAAAGCCAUGAAUACAAAAUG
Messenger RNA from Tuber melanosporum (Perigord truffle), 899 nucleotides. RefSeq lists its product as uncharacterized. The record is from RefSeq and is a predicted model, not a curated record. The transcript has 7 exons. NCBI's taxonomy places the organism in Eukaryota, Fungi, Ascomycota, Pezizomycetes, Pezizales, Tuberaceae. Gene Ontology annotation, cellular component: COPII-coated ER to Golgi transport vesicle; Golgi membrane; endoplasmic reticulum. Gene Ontology annotation, biological process: retrograde transport, endosome to Golgi; endoplasmic reticulum to Golgi vesicle-mediated transport. The coding region runs from base 1 to 606 and encodes 201 amino acids.